This is a messenger RNA of Truncatella angustata, 1476 nucleotides long. Its product is annotated as putative cytochrome c oxidase assembly protein. The record is from RefSeq and is a predicted model, not a curated record. NCBI's taxonomy places the organism in Eukaryota, Fungi, Ascomycota, Sordariomycetes, Amphisphaeriales, Sporocadaceae. Gene Ontology annotation, biological process: heme A biosynthetic process. Gene Ontology annotation, cellular component: mitochondrial inner membrane. The transcript is spliced from 2 exons. The coding region runs from base 1 to 1476 and encodes 491 amino acids. Gene Ontology annotation, molecular function: oxidoreductase activity, acting on NAD(P)H, heme protein as acceptor.
AUGUCGUUGGUACUCCCGGGACUACGCAGAGUAGCCCUGAGGGCACCGCUCUCCUCUGCUUCCGUCUGCCGCCGAUACACGCGGCAGCAACAGCAACAACAACAACAGCAGUGGUCGACACCACAAUCCGCACCGUCGCGGAUACUGCGCAUUGUACGGCAGACGAGGUCUCAGAGCACAGCGACCACGACACAGACGCCAUUGAGUGAAGUGGCACGGCAAGUCGCGUCGACGAGUGCCCGUGCUCGUGCUCCCCAGCAAGCAGCGAAAGGAAGACGAGGAGCAUGGCCCGAGACAUCGUCCAAGUCCGUCGCAUACUGGCUCCUCGGCAGUGCCGCUAGUGUCUUCGGUAUCGUCGUAUUUGGUGGACUUACACGGCUGACCGAGUCUGGUCUCAGCAUCACAGAAUGGAAACCCGUGACCGGCUCGCUCCCGCCCAUGUCCCAGGAGGACUGGGAAUCCGAGUUCACAAAGUACAAGGCCUCGCCCGAGUUCAAGAUGCUCAACUCGCACAUGGACCUCUCCGACUUCAAGAACAUUUACUUCUACGAGUGGACGCACCGCCUGUGGGGCCGCGUCAUCGGCAUGUCCUUCGUGCUGCCCACCAUCUACUUCAUCGCCCGCCGGCGCGUCACCCGCCGCAUGGCCCUCUCCCUCGUCGGCAUCAGCGGCCUCAUCGGCUUCCAGGGCUUCAUCGGCUGGUGGAUGGUCAAGUCCGGCCUGAAGGACGACCUGUUCGCCCCCGGCAGCCACCCUAGGGUCAGCCAGUACCGCCUGGCCGCCCACCUGGCCACCGCCUUCGUCUGCUACUCCUGGAUGCUGCUCUCGGCCCUCACCAUCCUGCGCGGGCGACGCGUGCUCGCCGCCCCUGCCCAAGGCCUCAGCCACCUCACCGCCCUCCAAUCGCCGGCCCUCUCGACCCUCCGCCGCUCCACCGCUCUGCUGACCGGCCUGGUCUUCGUCACCGUGCUCUCCGGCGCUCUGGUCGCAGGCCUGGACGCGGGACUGAUCUACAACGAGUUCCCCAAGAUGGGCCUGGGUCUGACACCGCCCAAGUCCGAGCUCUGGGACAAGUUCUACAGCCGCAAGGAGGACGGGUCGGAUCUCUGGUGGCGCAACAUGCUCGAGAACCCCUCUCUGGUACAGCUGGACCACCGCAUCCUGGCCACGACGACUUUCUUCGCCGUUCUCGCUCUCUUCGCCUACUCCAGGACCGGACGGGUCGCGACUGCCAUGCCCAACGAUGUGAAGAAGGGCGUUCUGGGUAUGGUGCACCUGGUCAGCUUGCAGGUCGCCUUGGGCAUCACCACACUGAUCUACAUGGUGCCUAUCCCGCUCGGUGCCGCGCAUCAAGCCGGUGCACUGGCACUAUUGACUGGAGCGCUCGUUCUGGGACACCGGCUGCGGGUGCCCAAGUCUUUGUUGGCGCAGGUGCAGAGGAGAUUGCAGGCCACUCAGGCUCACGUCAAGCGAUAG